Patella vulgata (common limpet) is the source of this 3212-nucleotide messenger RNA. Its product is annotated as tripartite motif-containing protein 55-like. Gene Ontology annotation, cellular component: nucleoplasm; chromatin. The transcript has a single exon. NCBI's taxonomy places the organism in Eukaryota, Metazoa, Mollusca, Gastropoda, Patellidae. Bases 270 to 1505 code for a protein of 411 amino acids. The record is from RefSeq and is a predicted model, not a curated record. Gene Ontology annotation, molecular function: zinc ion binding; ubiquitin-protein transferase activity; protein binding. Gene Ontology annotation, biological process: positive regulation of DNA-templated transcription.
GGGUUGACCCGAAUAUAACUAUGUCAGUCUCAAGUCCAUCGAAUGAUUUCACUGGCUAAAGGUUGGGUGUAUUAGAUUAGAUAACAUGAGUUGGGUGUAUAUUAAUUAAUAUGUGAUGAAUUUAUGGAGUUAUUCUUAUAUACUAAAGAAAUACAAAAUAACUAGGAUUUUCUCUUGACCAACGCAUGGUGUCGCUUGAUCUGUGUUGAAUUUAUGGUUGUUAUUUUAAUUUACCGAAGGAAUAAAACUAUAUAGGGUUGUCUCACAAGAUGGAAUCUAAAUUUACCUGUUCAAUUUGUUUAAAUAACUUUACCAAACCCAAGCUACUGCCAUGUUGUCACCACACUUUCUGCCAACAAUGUAUAGAUGACUACAUCAAGGCUCACGCUCGCUUGAACAAGUUUAAAUGUCCUAUCUGCAGACAAGAAACAGCAGUACCAUCAGGCGGUGCCAGUCAGUUUGUCACCAACUUUUAUCUAGAAGACGACGAUGAUGAUAAACAGUAUUGUAUAAAACACAAGAAGAAAGAAAUAGAAGUUUAUUGUCGAGAUUGUCAUAAACCAUGUUGUUCUGUUUGUGUUAUGGUGGAUCAUACAGGCCACACAUUGGCAGAUUUAGAUGAAGUAGACCAAGAAUUGAGAGAAAUUGUCAUGAAACUGAAAACUGAAUCAGAAAAGAAGAUAAAACAGUUACAAGAACAUUCUGACUUUCUGAAGACCAAAAUAGCUGACACGAACAACUCAUGUAAGACAGCUUGUGAUCAAGUUCAGAAACAAAUAGACAAUAUUUGUGAAAAAGCCAGGAAGAUUGGAGGGACAAUUAAAAAUGACAUCAAUAAAAUUGGUGAAGAUGAAAACAGUAAACUAACCAAACUAGUACAAAAUGUUGACAAGAUGACAUCUAAAAUGAAAGAAUGGUGUAAAUAUGCUGAUCGUAUAUUACAACAUAAAUCUAUAAUUACAACUGUAGAUAAACAUGGAUUAACAGAAAUCCAAACCAAAACAGAUUACAACAUAUCAACAAAUUUACAUAAACCUGUAGUCACACAUCCAUGUUAUUCUAUGGCGGAGGUUGAUGUAGACUGUUUAAAACAACUACUGGGUGAAGUACAAGUACAAACACCAACAAAAUUUACCAGUAGUUUUAGUUUGAACCAGGUGUACCAUAGUGAUGUUGUAAUAAUACAAGGAUUAUCAUGGUGUGUAAGUGUUAUACGUCUUACACCAAUAUUAUUUGUUAACCUGGUAUUGAAUAAAGUAGAAGAUAACACUAUUAAAGCUGUUACAGCUAGUUAUACACUGAAACUGUUAAAUAUAAAUGAUGAGAGUAAAUCACUAGUUGGACACGAUACACGUACAUUUACACCUGGUUAUUAUAUGGACACUGGUGUAUCUUUCGACUGGGAUAAACUACAAGAUAUAACGUAUGGUUUUAUUGAUGGCAACAAAACAUUUACUGUAGAGGCUACUGUAAAUAUAACUGAUAUAACACGACAGGGGUCAUAAACAGGAUGUUAUAAAGGGUUUUAUUGAUGCCAGCAAGACAUGUACAAAUGUACAGGUUACUGUAAAUAUAACUGAUAUAGAACGAUACUGUUUGAUUAGAAUCCUUAGCUAUGUCUUAUAUAUGUGUUGUAAAUACUGUGUGAUUAAAAACAGUGCUUGUUAUAUGUAUUGGUAAAUACUGUUUGAUGAGAAACACUAUACGCUGUACAAUAAUACCUAUACCCUGUACAAUAAGGCCCGCGCUGUACAAUAAGUGUAGCACUAUCUUAGUGUUAAGUGAUAACAGAGAUCAGUUUUGUACAUAUAGAGUUUAUUUACAUCUGGUAUAUAAAACAGCUACAUAAUUACAACAUGAACUAAACUACAUCAGGAACUAGACUACAACAGGAACACAUAUAACAAUAUUAAAUCACCAUUCCGCCCCUCUGCCAAGGUAGCGGCUGAACUGUCAGCAAACUCCUGAUUAUAUAGCACCAGAGAAUAGAUCGCUAAUAUUUGGGACCUAGAAAUUGACCCAAAUGGGUCGACACGCAUGUAAUAAUGUAAUCUGAUGGUAUAUAAACUGAUUUACAUUCAAUUGUUUCCAUUUUGACUCUAAUUUCAAAUCAGUUAGGUCGAGUGGAAUACGGCAUGAGUCUCAACCGAAUAGAAAUUUCUAGCGUCUGGUUAUUCCAGUCUAUUGCGCAUGAUCUCCAGAUAAGUUAUGGCUUCGCCGUAUGACAAGAGUUGUGGAAUAUGUCUAGCCUCGAUCUUUCUGGCCAAUUGUUAUAAAUGACGAUGAAGCGAACUAUGGUACACGAUUCGUGUACCAAUGGUAAAAUGUUUAUUUUGUCUUUAAUAUUGGAUACCAGUAAUUACCUUCUCCCAGUAAGAUAACAACAUCAAUAUUGAUUUGAUUUGACAAAUAAUUCGUGUUUUCAACGUGUAAGACUUUGGAUGAUAUUGAGUUAGAGACUUAGCUACUUUAAUUAGAUCAUAGCCAGUUCGUGCCUUAACAGAAGUUUAUACAGAGUUGAAAAGUCAAUAUCAUAUAUGAUCAAAAACCAGCUGAGGUCAUAAAGUUCUAAGCAUCUAAAUGAUCGUUCAAUUUGAUGAAAGUUCUAGAAUACUUUGUCACAUUAGACCUACACCCUGUAUAUGUAUAAUAAGACCUGCACCCUUUUAAUAAAACCUACACCCUGUAUAAUAAAACCUACCCUGUAUAAUAAGACCUACCCAGUACAAUAUUUUUUGCCGGACCUUGGUCCUGCACCACAGACUAGGGGGAACCAGAUGAGCUUUCUUUUUUGCCAAUAGGGUCAUUCCAUGUCAAGUGGCCAAAAUUAUCAGAUAGUUGUAAAGUGACCUCCUCAUAAAAUUAUGACAAAAAAUAUACAUUCAAAUUUAUGUAAAACUUCAAAGUUAUAUGACUUUAGCAUUAAUAUUGACUGAGAUAUGACCAUUUGAAUCAGGGUACCCUUUCACAAGUCUUGAAACUACUGUUAUAUGAUUCGAUUUUUGUGAACUGAUUUUAUUCCUGCUAGCCAGUAUAUAUUCUGUGGGGUUUGUAAGAGCAUGAUAUAUAGAUUAAGAAUUUACUAUCAAAUUUUUCAGAACAAAUAUCGUUAACUGUGUAUGAAGUGCCAAAAAUUGAUACUUGUGCAAAAAAUAAAUCAAUAUUUCGAUGUAGUGUAGAAAUUUUACACUAUAUUAGACGUUGUUACUUAU